CAUUCAACAGAUUCUUACUGACCCUCAUCUACUGUCACCAGACACUUACCCACAAUGGCCUCCUACAUCUCACAGAUUGAUGCGUCCCUGAAUGCAGCCGAUGAGAAAAAGCUCCAAUCAGAAGGCUUUGAGAAAAUCGAUGUUGAUGUGAACAAAGGCACGGCAGGAAGUCCUGUGUACAUUUGGUUCAAACGUGGAUCAACACCAAUCACCAGGGUUCAGUUUUCCUUCGCUGAUGAAAUGGCCGCUGAGUUGAAGAAGUUCGGGUUCACAAAGGUCGAUAAGAACCUCAACACUGGAGCAGGAGGAGAUGUCAUCUACCUUUGGUACUUCAAGGGGUCCGGAGAGUUCGACACUCCCAUAGUGGAGAUUGACGUCACUCUAGAUCCAGAAAGUGAAGCUCAGAAGUUCGAGAGCGGCUGGGAGAAACUUGGCUGUGAUCUGAACCGCAGAGCUAAAGGGAACUGGAUCUACGCCUGCGUGCAGAGAGAAAAGCAAACGUACAUCUGCAACCUCAAUAUCACUGAAAACUUCGAAUCUGACCAAGAGUUGUUUAAGGAAGGUUACAUCCGCAUAGAUGAGGAUUGCACUAAGGGUACAGGGGAUUCUUAUGUGUUCAUCUGGUACCGUCAGACCAUUAUCCCCCAGCGUGCAAUCAAGGAUCUGCAAAUCUCCAACGAUGAUAAGAAGAAUCUGGACCUUCAGCGGAAAAACUACCAGUCAGUGAAAGUUAACAAAAAGGCCGGAGGUAACCCUUUGUGUCUGUGGUACAAGAAUGAUGGAUUGAAGGUAUACCUUUCAGUCUUCAGCAUCCUUCUCAACACAGCUGCUGUUGAAGCGUAUAAGAAAGCUGGUAUCAUUGUCGUCGAAGACUUCAAUCUGAAUGAAGGCACCAAAGGCUGCGUCAUCUACCUCUAUUAUGGGGGAGCAGAGGGGAAAAAACGUUAAAUCAUUUUGAUGAUGUCCUCUCUUUUUCUGCAUCAUAUAACAAUGCAAUGAAUUACAUAUAGUAUACUUAUUCAUUCAGAAAUGAUCAAUGGUAGUUAUACUGUUUAAAUUAAUGUUAAGGAAAUAGUUCAAUCAAAUACUUCUAAUGACUGCAAUGAUUUUAUUAAGUGAUUCAAAAGAAACAAUCUGUACG
This is a messenger RNA of Trematomus bernacchii (emerald rockcod), 1141 nucleotides long. RefSeq lists its product as uncharacterized. The record is from RefSeq and is a predicted model, not a curated record. The coding region runs from base 55 to 948 and encodes 297 amino acids. Lineage: Eukaryota; Metazoa; Chordata; Actinopteri; Perciformes; Nototheniidae. The transcript has 2 exons.